AUGUCCCAAUUUCUAGUUAAACUCGCAGUGAAAAAGAUAUUUGAUGAAACCAAAUUGAAUAAAUUUGGAACUGAAGACCCAUAUUGCUCGGAAAUUAUAAUUGAUUAUGCUGGUACUGGUAAGAAAGUCAUUAAAAAGGUGAAAAAACAGGCCCCAAUAGGAAUAAGUUUGCAUGAUGCAAGAAUCUAUGAAAGAGUCAAACGCAGAGCCUAUAGAAUGGACUUAUUAUUCAAUUUUUGUGGCUUGAGGAUUGGGUUAGCUCAUAUAAUUGGUUUUGUUCCCGUUAUUGGCCCAAUAUGUUGCAUUUUUUUAUCACUUAUGAUCUAUAGGUUGUGCCUACAAGUGGAAGGUGGCAUACCGAUAGAUAUUCAAAUUAAAAUGGUUUUGAACAUUGCCAUUGAUUUUGCAAUUGGUAUGAUUCCAAUAAUCGGUGAUUUUAUUGAUAUGUAUUACAAGUCUAAUUCUCGGAAUUUAUUGUUAUUGGAAAAGCAUUUGAUUAAUGUGGGAGAACUAAAUAGAAGCGCAACAGAGCCCAGGGAAAUUCAGCAGGAAAAUGUACAAGUUUAUUCAGACAACAUUCCAACACAUGUCACUACCGGAAGAAAAGAAGAGUGA
Molecule: messenger RNA, 615 nt
Organism: Saccharomycopsis crataegensis
Lineage: Eukaryota; Fungi; Ascomycota; Saccharomycetes; Ascoideales; Saccharomycopsidaceae
Product: DUF4112 domain-containing protein
Exons: 2
Coding region: 1-615 (204 amino acids)
Source: RefSeq, a predicted model, not a curated record